Molecule: messenger RNA, 882 nt
Organism: Molossus molossus (Pallas's mastiff bat)
Lineage: Eukaryota; Metazoa; Chordata; Mammalia; Chiroptera; Molossidae
Product: amine sulfotransferase-like
Exons: 6
Coding region: 1-882 (293 amino acids)
Biological process (GO): sulfation
Cellular component (GO): cytoplasm
Molecular function (GO): sulfotransferase activity
Source: RefSeq, a predicted model, not a curated record
AUGGACAACAAAAACACAUAUUGGUUGAAAUUUAAAGACUAUUAUUUUCAAUCUUCUUUAGUUGAUGUUGACUUCCUAGAAACUCUAGAUGAUUUUGAAAUUAGAGAUGAUGAUGUCUUCAUAAUUACAUAUCCAAAAUCUGGUACCAUCUGGAUGCAGCAGAUAUUAAGCUUGAUUUAUUUUGAGGAACAUCGUAAUGGAACUGAAAAUGUGGAUACGAUUGAUAGAAUUCCCUUUUUGGAAUACAACCUACGCAAAGCAGACUUUAUCAACAGACCAUCCCCUCGCCUUUUCUGUUCCCACAUCCCCUAUUAUUUAGCACCAAAAGGGCUCAAGAACAAAAAAGCUAAAAUUAUUUACGUCUACAGAAACCCCAAGGAUGUUAUGACUUCAUACUUUCAUUUUUCAAAUCUGAUGGUCUUACUUGAAGCUGCUAAUGAUAUGGAACAUUUCAUGAAAAGGUUUCUAGAUGGAAAGGUGAUAGGAAACGUUUGGUUUGAUCACAUCAGAGGCUGGUACGAGCACAGACAUGACUUCAAUAUUCUGUUCAUGAUGUAUGAGGAAAUGAAAAAGGAUCUUAGAAGUUCUGUGCUUAAAAUCAGCCAUUUCACUGAGAAAGAACUGAGUGAAGAAGAUGUGGAAGCUAUUGUGAAACAGUCUACAUUUCAGAACAUGAAGUCUGAUUCAAAAGCAAAUUACGAUGCAAUUCUAACAAGUGAACUUGGGAAAAGAACAAAUCAAGGACAAUUUCUGCGCAAAGGUACUAUUGGAGACUGGAAGCAUCAUUUGACAGUGGAGCAAAAUGAAAGAUUUGACAAAAUAUUCCAAAAUAAAAUGAAAGACUUUCCUUUGAAGUUCAUCUGGGAUAUAAAUGAGGAGUAG